This is a messenger RNA of Venturia canescens, 3443 nucleotides long. RefSeq names its product inscuteable (gene insc). Lineage: Eukaryota; Metazoa; Arthropoda; Insecta; Hymenoptera; Ichneumonidae. The transcript has 5 exons. Bases 782 to 3130 code for a protein of 782 amino acids. The record is from RefSeq and is a predicted model, not a curated record. Gene Ontology annotation, cellular component: apical cortex. Gene Ontology annotation, biological process: regulation of asymmetric cell division; apical protein localization; establishment of mitotic spindle orientation. Gene Ontology annotation, molecular function: cytoskeletal adaptor activity.
AAGGGGAGACAACAACAAGCGCUAAUCAUAGCGGGCACGGUCGACGAGUCGACUUCGAGACUCCGGCGAGUCAACACUCGUGUUUCUGUACGCCUUGUUUGUUUUUUAUCGAUAAGUGAUUUUCGAAGUUUUUUGUGGUUCGAUCAACUCGAUCGAAUACUGCACGACACUCGAACGAAUUUUUCGUGUCGAAUGUAAAAUAAAAUACGUUUGGGAGCUGCGAGCAGUACAAAAGCUCCCCGCAGGCAAACAGGGCGCUAGUGCAGCGUCCGAAGCGUCUUCCGUGGUGUCGUCGCCGGUUUUUUUUCAAUUGACCUGUGCAUAAUUAUCGAGACGGUCUUACAUGGGGGUUCGGCGGAUCACAGACGCGGGGAGGAUCGACACCAUAAGGCGUCCAACGCCACGCGACCCCAUCAGAUCGACGUGCUCCGCUGAAUCGUAAACUCUUCGUAGAACGUUUCCUCGAAGACACGCGACCACCCUCGACCCGCCGAAACUUCUUCCGGUUUUAUUUUAUUUCUCAACACUUCCUUCGAAUAUUACUCGCCGUACGAGUCACAAAUAAAAGGUUUAAUGCGGAAAGAGUGUGAGUGAUGAUUUUGAGUGAAAAUUUAAGUGGUUUUGAGACUUAAGAAAAUCAUAGAAAUUAUCAUUUUCUCGAGAAAUGCAGUGAAGAAAAAAAACGUGAAAUUUUAUAAAAAUUAACAAUUGUUCGAGGGAAUAAAGGAAAUUUAUAUUAUUAUUGUUUCAUGAAGUGAAACAGAAGAAAAAUUCUUAAACAAUGAGCGGGUUCAAGCGAAUGCAGAGCAAAGUGUUUUGGGGGCAAAUGGCUGCCCAAGACGCGAUUGAAAGUUCGCCGUUGAUAGGUGGCAUUUCGGCGUCUUCGUCGGUCGCCAGUUUGCCAAAUGCUUAUUCAAAUUUCGGGAUGCGCCACGACGAUAGCGAGACGAGUCUCCGCGACAGUGAUGCAUCCGACGGAAACGUAACCGCUAUACGAGUCAGCGAGCUCGUUCUCGAACGUGAUAAUCAGCCGAAUGACUCUUUCGAACGUAAAAGGAUGCGCGAAGAGGUCGCCCCUGAUACGAGCAGGGAAAAAUCGAGAGACGCAGCUGAUGGGAAGAGCGAAUUGGCAGUUGACGCGGCGGAGGUGAAAUGCUCGAGCACCGCGAGCCCGUGCAACCGUAGUCUGGAUUCCGGUUUUUCGGAUUCUGAAAGGUCCAACAGUCCGGACGUGUAUGACGAAGAUGGCACGCCGAAACGACAAAGGCGACGACGCCGCGCGGUGACUCGAGGGAGAGCGCAGCUUGCUCAUAGAAUUCACAGUCGUUUGAGCUCCCUGUGGAAAGAUAGCGACCUACCGCCAAAUCCGGCUCACACUUCGACCCCCAAAUCGGAAAGACAUCCGAAAGUUUUACGGGCGAGUCGACGCAUGCAGCCGAAAGAGAUUGUUUGGCCGAUCUCAGAGGAGGACAAAUCGGUUGAUAAAAACCGGUACGAAGAGGAUCAGGAGAGUUCACAAGCCGUGGGGAAUCCGACGACAUUGGAGGACGAGUGCCUCGGUGAUUUUUUGUACGCGAGUGAGCCACCGGAGGACGAGGACGUGAAUGCAAUAGCGAAUGUAUCCCCGAUCGCGAGUACGUCGAUUUUGGCACGUGAGGGCUCGUCCUCGCGAAUUAUUUCGUGGGAAAGAUCGUACGUUUUGUCGGAUGGUAUUGAUCGCGACCGAACCGCGUUGAGGGCUUGGCUGAGCGGUUUGGUGAUGGAAACGGAAGACGAGUGCGGAGCAACGUUGCAAAGUAAAAAUUUACCGAGGAGAGAAUAUCGCGAGGCGAUGAGCGAGCAGAGCCAGACAAGAGAUUUGAGACUUUUGACGUCAUCGGCGACUGCAGCCGCAACCGAAUUGCUCGUUCGGGCUGACGGAUUCACGAGACACUUGGAUCAAAUCGUUGAAAAAUUAUCGACUUUGGAAAAUGGACGAUCCGAUCGAGAAUUACUUCGCUCGGUAGAGGACGAAGCCUUCUCGAUCCUUUCCGAACUCGGCGCACCUCCACCCCGACGAAUUCAACAGGGCAACCUGCGCAGUCUACUUUCCCAGUUGGACAGCUUGAGGAGCGUUGUUGACAGCGCGCUGGACGCUCGCCUCGAUUUUUAUAUUGAGCGAGUCGUCCGAGGGCUUGAGGAAGCCCCUCAGGAAAGUGGGAGUGCAGCGCGUGGUGCCCUGGCAGCGUUAACGGCGUUGGGACUCGCUGGUAAUCGAGCGGGAAGUGCUAUAGCGCGAUGUUCUGGAAUAAGAGCACUAUUGACAUCACUCGUCUCAUCGGGAAGAUUGUCGAGCGACUUGAGAGCGUCGUCGUUGCGGGCCCUCGCGAGCGUUUGUUGUUGCCGUUUGGCAAUCGAGCAAUUCGUUGAAGAGGGCGGACCCGAGAUUCUGUUGGAUUUAUUGGCGGGAGAAACGACGCCGGAAAGAGAAAAAAUGGAGGCUGCAGCGUUAGUUGUACAAAUAACGGCACCAUGGACGAAUGCCCUUGGACUUGCUCAUCUCGAGGUUUUUGCGCGUGACCUUGUUGUCUUUCUAACUCGUUUAGCAGAAAGUACGAAUUGCAGUCAAACGCUGUUGCUAGCGGCUGCGGCGCUGAACAAUUUGGCCGAUUCGAGGAAAUUUAUCGGGCCCAUUGUCGCGGAAGAGGCGGUCCGAAAGUUAUUGAAAUGCGUGAAAAAAUCUUCCGGUGGAAACGUUUGGCUGAUGGAACAAGUCGCCUCGUUGAUUGGCAAAUUGGCAAAAAUUCCUGAGGCUAGAACUCACUUAGCCGCGGCAAGGGCUUCCGUAGCUCUCGUUUCUUUUCUCAGGAUGGUCACACCCGGCCUCGAAGAUGCUUAUCGACGCCUCGAACUCACCGCCACCCAAGCACUCACACGACUUUGCGUCCAUCCAGAAAUCGCACGACAGGUCGUGGCCCUAGGCGGUGCUGAUUGUCUCCCAAAUCUCUCUUACGACACCAAUUCCACCAAUGAAAAUAAUCCUCGUAAUUCUGCGAUCUUCCGGUACACGAAAUCCUUGAGGCGGGCUUGUAAACACGCCGCAAGACAAAUCGAUGUCGCCAAAGCUUGUGAUUAUAGCAUUAGGGAUUAAUUACUCAUUCCAAAUUAUUAUUAUUAUCCAGUAAACUCAAACAGAUAGAUUUUAAUUUUUGUACGAAAAUGCAAUCGCAUUGGAGCUCUGUAAUGAUCGACAUGAUAAUUAUUACAUAAAAUUGCACUUGUAUAGUCAUUGUUAAUUAUAUUUAAAUUUAUAUUUUUUCAAAUAUAUAUUUACCUGAUUUUUUUUUUAUCAAAAUACUGUAUUUCCGGGCUUUCGAGAAACUUAUUGAUGUGCCAUACAACUGGCCCUGAGUUACAACCAGUUCAGUCAUUAUUUUUACAGUUAAUAAAAUCUAACAAUAUGA